Daphnia magna is the source of this 2910-nucleotide messenger RNA. RefSeq lists its product as uncharacterized. NCBI's taxonomy places the organism in Eukaryota, Metazoa, Arthropoda, Branchiopoda, Diplostraca, Daphniidae. The transcript has 10 exons. The coding region runs from base 1 to 2910 and encodes 969 amino acids. The record is from RefSeq and is a predicted model, not a curated record.
AUGAGCUGCACAGUGCUGUCCCCUCAUUCCCGUAUAGCGCAGGAUGUCCAAAGGACGUCCAUUUUAAGUCCCCACAUCCCAAUCGUAUCCCAAUACGUAACGGAUUUAAAAUGGACAUCCGUCGGAUUUGUGAUAUGGGGAGAGAAAUCGACAUGGAAAGAUUUCCUCAUGAUGGCGGGUGACUUUGAUAUAUCUUCUAAUUCAUCGUCGAAUUCUUCAUCUCCAUUUCGUUCCCCUGCAGCAUCAACGUCAUCAUCACGAUCAGUGAUAACCAAAAAAGUAAAAACACAAAUUAGAUAUAGGCCUUACAGUGCUAGAUAUAAGCGUAAAAGGGUUCAAAAAGAACUUAAUUCCCAAAUUUAUAUUGAAACUAAAUGUGGGACGGCACCACCGAUCCCUCAUUUGUCAUCAGAAUCCGACGAGUUGUCAUCAGAUGAUGAUUUCUAUAGCUGUGUUGAUGUUGAAUCGAGCGCAUCAUUUCAAGACUUUUACGAUUCUGGUAGACUUAGUGAUUUUACCCCUGAUUCGUCAGAUACUGAUGAUGUGGAUUUUGAUGAUGAGGAUUUUUUAGUACGAAAUAUUUUAUUGAGACAUUAUGAAGACGGUAGUGGGAAACAGGGAAUUUUUGACGACAAUAAUGUUGGAAAUGAUGAGCGUCCUACAUUUAGGCAGCUGUUCUCUGUUUGGGUAACUAUUUGGGGAAUUUGUCAAAAUGCUGUCGAUGAUCUACUGUCUCUAUUUAGAAGUCAGUCUUGGGGAUUAGAUUUACCUAAAACGUGUCGGUCCCUUUUAAAAACUCCGCGUUCUGUCAAUGUAAAAGAUAUACCGCCUGGGAAAUAUCAUCAUUUCGGAAUUCUGAAUGGAAUAAUACGCAUACUAAAUUUAAUUUCAGAAUCAGACAUUCCAUUUGAGAUCUUUAUUUUUGUCAACGUAGACGGCCUUCCAAUCGCAAAGAGUAGUGGGAGCCAAUUGUGGCCAAUCCUAGCUAUGAUUUCAAAUAUUCACUUUCGACAAGUGUUUUGCGUUGGGCUUUUUCAUGGUAGUGAAAAACCGCAUUUCUCGUGUGAAUAUCUUGCCGAUUUCAUAUCUGAGGCACUUAAUCUAUGUAAUAAUGGUUUUACGUACAAAGGUCGCACUCAUAUUUUAAAAAUUGAUGGUUUCAUAUGCGAUGCUCCUGUUCGGUCCUUCAUUUUGGGGGUUAAAAGUCAUUCUGGUUACUUUGGUUGCACGAGAUGCAUACAACAGGGAGAAUAUCUUGGCAGGGUUGUCUUUUUAGAGCGUGACUCUCCUGCGAGAACGGAUCAAUCGUUUCGGAAUCGCCAACAUGAAGAUCAUCAUGUCGGCGAUUCCAUUCUUGAAAGACUUGAUAUCGACAUGGUAAAGGAUAUCCCCCUUGACCCUAUGCACUUAGUAAAACUUGGUGUUAGUAGAAAAUUACUCUUGACUUGGAUUCGUGGCCCAUUACACCACAGACUGCUCAAGUCGCAAGUUUUAGUGUUGUCAUCUCGAUUAGAGGAUUUACGAGAUUAUGUCCCAAAAGAAUAUCCGAGAAAAACCAGGUCAUUAAAAUUUGUUGAUCGAAUGAAGGCAACGGAACAUGGAUUUGUUCAUUCUUGUGUCGGUCCCACUUUGAAAAAACUAAUAAGAAAGAGUGACAAGCCCUUACAACAGAUAGCGAAGCGUUUGGUAGAGUUGGGAAAUUUUGACUUUGCCAAAAACAAGAAGGAAGUGUCAGUUCACAAUCGUGUUUUCCGUUUCGAGCAUGACAAAGGCCCCUUACUGCCCGGUCUCCGCUUCCGUUCAAUAAUCCAGUACAGGGAAUUGAGGGAUAUGACUGUCUUUUGCAUAGAAAACAUUAUUAAAACAGAGAACAACUCUUUAUUUAUUGGUCGGCGAUUCAAUCAAACAAGUGAUCUCUACUCUUAUCCUAUUAGAUCUUCUUGUUACCACAUCUAUUCUCCUAAAUUUGCAAUUGUCGAGGAAAUCACUGAAGAUGUUGAUGAUGUUGACAAGUGGGUGGAAGUUGUAUGUGAGAGUUGGUUUGAUGGUGAAUACUGUUUAUUUCCUCCGAAAAGCAAAGAAAAAUAUAUUACGACUUAUGUAAAAACAUGUCAUCAACCAGACUCAAGUUGGGUCAAAUAUCCUGCAAAAUUAAUCAAAACAUAUGCAUCUUACGAUGAAGCAAGACAAAAACUCAAUAAAGCAGUUAAGGGGGAUGAUCUGUGUACAACCGACGCAGAUGAAAGGAAAAAAACCAGAAAAUCGCGAAUGUCAAAAUUUUCCCGAGAAGAUAAAAAUGAAGAUGAUGACAUGGCAAUCAAUCGUUCAAAGAAAACAUCUUUUAAAAGAAUUCGGCAAUUCCCGGCUAGUGGCAGCGAAGACGAAAUGGCGAAUUCUCCUGUUCCGCCAAAACCACCAGCAAUUGCAUUAGCCAAUACCAAGCUUUCCUCACAAAGCAAUCUACAAUCUCAACGUUCUUGCAUCAAAAGAACAAAAAGUUUGCCAUCAAACAGUAAGAAGCCAACCAGAAAUGAGAAUGUGAGAUGCUUUCCUGAAAAGCAAACAGGUUUGCGAGAUACAACUAGCAAGCCAAAUGACUCGUUUAAAGACGACAGCGACAUACUUUCGUUUUCAGAUCGAACUCAUCAUUUUUCCACCCGAUAUCGUCCUGUAAAUUACGGGUAUUCUGUUCCAGAAUUUGGAGAUGAAGGCGAAUUUCAGUCAAUGGACACUGAUUUGAACCAGUCAAACAGUGAAAAUCCAGCAAACACCAGAAUUAAUCAUGCGAGACAUGGAUCUGAAAAGCAUAGUUUGCAACCUAAUACGUCCAGCAACAGCAUUGACACAAUUGAAGAUGAUGGUAAUAUUUCCAAAAAUAUUCCAUUACCGUUUUCAGACAUCGUCCAGUAA